UUUUUUUUUUUGUUGGUUAGGUUUUCGCUAGUGUCGGUGAAUAUAAAGAAUUGUUAAUAAGGUUAACGAAUUUUAAAAUUCUGUAAAACCGAUUAAACUAUUGUUAAAUCAGGAGCCUAUGUUCACACUUCAUCUGGAAGCACAAUGAGCACGCCAGCGGCAGGAGAGAGCGAUCGCCGGGCUCUGAGCAACAUUUCAGUCAAGCUGACGGAGGAGACGCUGCUUGAGGUGCUGCGGAUGUUCGCCAAGCGUGAAGACGUGUGCGUGUCCGGCUACAAGGUCCGCCCCGCCAUGAUGUCCGAGGGAGACAGCUAUCAGUCCAGUGUGUCGCGCAUCGUGCUGGAAGGCUCUUCCACCUCUGGCGAUGUCAAUUACUCCGUUUCGCUGAUCGUGAAAGGCUUGACGCCAAACAUCUGUCGGAGGAAGACGUUUAGGACCGUCGAGUUCUUUGCCAAUGAAAUUGCUUUCUAUGAGAAGGCUUGGCCAAAACUCCUAGCAUUCCAAGAGAAGUUGAAGCCAGAACAUCCGUUUACUGAAAUUCCGAGGUGCUACAAAACGCUGGCGGAUGGGGAGAAUGACUUCAUCAUCCUGGAAGACUUGGCCCCAGAUGGCUACCAAAUCCCACCCCGCUCGGAAGGUCUCGACUAUGCUCACUGCUUCAAGAUCCUAGCGACCCUGGCUCGUUUCCAUGCCCUGUCACUGGCUCUCCGUGAUCAGGACCCUGGAGCGUUCCUCGAAGUGGCAGACAGCGUGCAGGAGAUCUUCUACAAGGCAGAGCUGAAGCCCUGGUACGGAAACCUGAUGCGAGACUUGAUCGACGUGGCACUGGACGCCAUGGCCAAGGAGAUGCCGGGCUCCAUUUACGAGGAGAAGCUGUGUCAGUUCACAGCAGGGGACCUGUACUGCCACCUGGCGGAGCUGGUGGCAGACAGCCGGGAGCCACACGGUGUCCUCAGCCACGGGGACGUGUGGACGGCCAACCUCAUGUGCCGGUACGAGGCAGGAGGCACGAUUCCACUGGAUACCAAGCUGGUGGACUUCCAGCUGGCACGCUGUAGCUCCCCGGCGCUGGAUCUCUCCAUGUUCUUCUACUCGUGCACGCUGCAAGACUUGCGGGAGAAGCACUACGAUGCGCUGGUGCGGGGCUACCAUGACACCCUGGCCCGGUCGCUCACUGAGCUGGGCUCCAGGCCUGAUGUGUACCCGCUGGCCGUGCUGCUCCGAGAGCUAACCCUGUACGCCCAGUACGGCCUGGGCAUCGCUCUGGAGGCCGUGCCUGUUUCCCUGUUCGAUGAGCACGACGCCGUGUGCACGGAGCUGCAGGGCGAUCAGGCAGUGCCCUUGGAGACAGUGUUGGUGGUGCGUCCCAUCAGGCACCGCGAAGGCAGAAUGCGCUUAUGCAACAACGUAAAGCACAUGGUUGAUUGCGGGUACCUCUGAUUGCUGGUCAUAUAUGGAAUUAUUGGUAAUGGGUUGAUUUAUGUAAGUCCCACUAAGUAUCAAAACUUGUCUUAUGUGAUGCAGACCUUUUUUAAACAAUCUUAUCACACAUUUACAAAUAAAUGAAUUGUAUUUGGUU
Bacillus rossius redtenbacheri is the source of this 1579-nucleotide messenger RNA. RefSeq lists its product as uncharacterized. The record is from RefSeq and is a predicted model, not a curated record. Lineage: Eukaryota; Metazoa; Arthropoda; Insecta; Phasmatodea; Bacillidae. The coding region runs from base 145 to 1440 and encodes 431 amino acids. The transcript has 5 exons.